This is a messenger RNA of Hordeum vulgare subsp. vulgare (domesticated barley), 2432 nucleotides long. RefSeq names its product probable inactive leucine-rich repeat receptor kinase XIAO. Gene Ontology annotation, molecular function: protein binding. Bases 623 to 1897 code for a protein of 424 amino acids. NCBI's taxonomy places the organism in Eukaryota, Viridiplantae, Streptophyta, Magnoliopsida, Poales, Poaceae. The transcript has a single exon. The record is from RefSeq and is a predicted model, not a curated record.
GCGGCCAACAGCGCACGGUAGGAGCGGAAUACUUCGCAAAUACGCAAAACCGGCAUACGAGCGAGGCAUAAUUGCUCUCCAACCCCAACCCAUGAUGACCAUACCCAGAGGUUUAGCAGCAGCAGUGUUAGUGUACAUCCGAAGACAUACUCAUACCGGCGCCGUACGGCGGUGUAGGUGACCGGACCGGGCGGUACGCCCCACGCCCCGUCUCCGACACCGGCUCAGCAGCGGCGAGACAGGCAAGGCAGGCCUUUAUCCCGCCCUGACCGCGGAGUACACCCACCGACCGCGGGGUAAAGAAAGUGGCAGGCUAAUCCGCUGUUCAUUCUUAAACCCAACCCCAACCCCAACCCCAGCAGCUCAGCCCAACCCCAGCCCCCAGAUCCUGAAUUCCUGAUCCCACUCGCUCGCUGCCAUCCGUGUCCUUCGCUCGCGCUCUCCCCCAACCCCACCAGCCACCACACGGUCCUCUCCUCUCGCCCUCGCUCUCCCUCGCAGCCCGCCAGUUCGCUUCACUCCACUCCCCAGUGGCAGUGGAGUCCAUUUCCCAACACCCGCUCAGUUCGCCCGCCAGCCUCAGAACUCGCUUGUCCGCUUCGCAGCGGCCGAGGCGGCGCACAUGGCGGUGCCCCCUCCCCCCCUCCUCAUCCUCGCCCAGCUGCUCUGCAUCCUGCUCCUCGGCGCGCGCGCGGCGCUGCACGAGCGGGACGCGGCGGCGCUGCGGGACGUGCGGGCCGGCCUGCGGGACCUGCCGGGGUCGCGCUUCUUCGAGUCCUGGGACGACGGCGCGUCCGCCCCGUGCGCCUACGCCGGCGUCGUGUGCGCGCCCGACGAGGACGACCCCUCCGGCGCGCUCCUCCGCGUGUCGGUGCUCACGCUCGGCACCGGCCUCUCCGACUCCCCCGGCCUGGCCGGCAGCGUCCCGGCCUCGCUCGCCAGCCUCACCGCGCUCACCGACCUCGUCCUCUACCCGGGCCGCGUGGGCGGCUCCAUCCCGGAGGACAUUGGGUCGGGCCUCCGCCGCCUCAGGCUCCUCUCGCUGGCCGGGAACCAGCUCACCGGGCCCGUGCCCGAGUCCCUGGCGGGGCUGCCGGAACUGCACACGCUCGACCUCGGCAACAACCGCCUCGAGGGCGCGAUUCCCUCCGGCCUGCUGCUGCCGUCGUCCCCGAGCCUCAAGGUGCUCAUCCUGGCCAACAAUGUCGGCCUCUCCGGGCAGAUUCCCGACCAGUUUCCCAGCUCGCAGCUGUUCCACGUCGACCUCAGCCACAACGCGAUAACCGGCGCGCUCCCGCCCCUGCCUCCGACGCUCCGGUACCUCUCAGUGGCCGGGAACUCGAUGGAGGGGACCCUCGACGGAGCCUUCGCCGGCAACGGCCACGGCCCAGCCGACCUGGCAUUCCUCGACCUGUCGAUGAACGACUUCUCGGGCUCGAUCCCGCCGGAGGUGUUCGCGCUCCCGAGCGCUUCGUCGCUGCUCCUGUCCCGCAACAACUUCACGGGGUCGCUGGUCGUGCCAGAGGCGCCCGCGUCCGCGACGCCGCCGUGGUCGGUGGUGGACGUCAGCCAUAACGGCCUCUCGGGCGAGGUCCCGGGGGCGCUGGCGGCGGCGGGGAGCCUGUACGUGAACAACAACAAGAUCUCCGGAGAGGUCCCGGAGGCGGUGGCCCGCAGCGUGUUCGACGGGCGCAUGACGACCUUCUACGCGCAGCACAACUUCCUGACGGGGUUCCCGGUGCCGCCGACCCCGCUGCCGGACUCCACGGCGCUGUGCCUCUCCUACAACUGCAUGGACCUCCCGUCCGCCUCCGCCGCCGACGGGUGCCCCACGAUCGGCGGGCCCCUGGAGUCGAGGCCCGCGGACCAGUGCCGGAGCAGCGGCGGCGACGGCUGAGCCUUCGACGCCGACGACGCCCCGUGGGCUGACAGGUGGGGCUCGGCCAUCGCGUCGCGUCUCCGGCUCCCGCGCGGCACGGGCGGGUCACCCACCGGGUUCACGCAUUUUGGUUUGUCCGGUUGGUUGUUUGGGCCGUGGUUUCUUCAUGUGAUUUGGGUUUGAAUUUAUCCGUCGUCGGGCGCGCAACGGUCACGCGGCGACGAGGCUGGGUCGGUGUCGAUUCGUGGGUGCGUGCGUGUGUGUGUGCGUGUGUGCUGUUACUGCUCGCCGGUUUGGGUGUGUACGUUGCGUCCAAAAGGAACCCGUGGCGGCCUCGGCAAGGCAGUAAUGCCAAUUUAAGCAUUUCGGCCCAUGCCCUGCCUACCGCAACAGGACAACCUAAUGUUGGCGUUGCUGCUAUGUAUAGAUAGCUGCCUGCCUAGCUGACUGCACUAGUUUCUCUCAGACGUUUAAGUCGGAAAUGUUGUUGUGUUUUCUUUCAGUCAAUAGGUUCUGUGCUAUACAAUCGUACUACAGUACUAUUUGUUGUUGA